Molecule: messenger RNA, 2629 nt
Organism: Coffea arabica (coffee)
Lineage: Eukaryota; Viridiplantae; Streptophyta; Magnoliopsida; Gentianales; Rubiaceae
Product: sodium/calcium exchanger NCL2-like
Biological process (GO): intracellular calcium ion homeostasis; calcium ion transmembrane transport
Cellular component (GO): membrane
Molecular function (GO): calcium ion binding; calcium:proton antiporter activity
Source: RefSeq, a predicted model, not a curated record
UAUGAGCUUCAAACUCGGAUUCUGUGAAUAGAAGCUCCUCCUGUCCCAGGUCAACUGACCAAAAGUAGGUAGUAUUAUAAGAACUUGACAAAUUCAUUGGCUCAUCAAACUUCAUUUCUAAUCAGCAUUCCAAGCUGCCAAUUCUUGAAGAUAAAAAAAAAAAAAUUUUUUGAACAGCUGCCUUGCUUCUUUAGGAUCAACGGUACUCGUGAUAUCGAUCAGAUUAAUGGGAAAAACUGCAAGGCUUGUGGAUUUUUUUCUUCUAUUGCUAUUGACAGCCAACGUUGCAGCUGGUAGAGUAUUACUAGGCCACGACAACCAUCUUGAAUUGGUUUCAGAUGGCGUUGAUGACUUCCGUGAAAAGGAGUCAUCAUCCUUUAUAGCUUUCAAAGGGAUGGAUUCUUCAGAAGGAUGUAAGCAACUGUAUGGUUUCUUACCAUGCUCAAACACUCUUUUGGGGCAUCUCUUCCUUAUCGUGGUGUAUGAAUACCUGCUGUUUCGGGGAGAAUCAUUAGUUGCUUCUGGAGGGGAACGAAUUUUCAAAAUUCUAGGCCCUGGCAUUUUUGGUGCAAGUGCAUUUCAUGUUCUAGGAUCUCUUCCAGAAGCUCUCAUCCUUCUUGCAUCUGGACUGUUGAACAGCAGAGAAACUGCCCAAGAAUAUGUCCUAACUGGAGCAGGGCUGCUGGCUGGAUCAACAAUUUUGCUGCUUACAAUAGUUUGGGGAACUUGUGUCAUCGUUGCCAGUCAAGAAUUCCCCAAUGGCAAGAAACGUACUUCUUUCGCAAGUUCCAGUACUAGCAAUCGAAGCCAAUUCAAGAGAUUAUUUUCCCGAUCAAAGGGUUAUGGCUUGACAAUGGAUACAAGGACAUCGCACACAGCAAGAAUUAUGGUUCUCUCAGUGAUACCCUUUAUUACCAUCCAAGUUCCAGUAGUCUUUGGUCUAUCUUCUUCGGGGGAACUAGCUUUCAUCAUUAUCUCUCUGCUUAUUUCUGUCACAUUCUUGCUCGUAUACUUCUUCUAUCAGAUCUUUCGGCCAUGGAUCCAAAGAAGACGAUUAGAAUACAUAAAACAUGAACAUUUGGUGGUUGACAUCCUGAACCAUGUGCAGAAUCAUGAAAUAGGCGCGGUACUUACCCCUAAAGGGGCACCUAAUGUAACAGCGAUUAGAAGGCUAUUUCGAAAUACGGAUCAUGAUGGGGACAACUUCAUCUCUGUUUCUGAGCUACAAGAAUUGCUCAAGGAAAUCAAAUUUAGGAAUGUAGAGUUGGACAAGGAUGAAGCAACGGCAGAGAUGUUGAGGGAUUUUGACAUGGACGCUGAUGAGAAAAUUAGCAUUGAUGAAUUUGUCAGUGGCGUUACAAAAUGGCUUGAUGACACAAAACAGGCAUUGGGUAAACGAUAUCUCUCCAAAAAGUCACUGAAACACUUGUACCAGGUCCUCCAACCUUGGAUUCAAAAGAAAAGGGAAGAACGCGAAAUAAUGAAGCAUAUAGUAUCAGAAAUUUUGGAACACGUUCAGAGCUCUGCACUAGGAACCCUUUUGACAGAAGAUGGAGAACCAGAUAUAAUUGCUAUAAAAAGGUUGUUUGAUAGCAUUGAUGAGGACAAGGAUAAUCGCAUAUCAUUUUCCGAGUUGAAAACACUGUUGACCGAGAUCAACUUUGGUCCUACAUCUCUAAGUGUGGAUGACGCAGUGGCCAAGAUGAUGGAAGAACUCGAUACAGAUGGUGAUCGUAUGCUUAAUGAGGAAGAAUUUGCUACAGGAUUGUCAAAAUGGCUGCAAAAGAAUGACAAUGCAUCUACCAACUCAAAAGAAAGCGAGGAUGAAAAUUUUCAAAAAUCAUGGGAGCAGACUGACCAACUAUUGGAGGUGAAGAGCAUUAACAAAUCUCUACUUGCAUGGACCAAGGCCAUAUUUCUUUUGGUGCUUGGCACAGGCAUGCUGGGAAUUCUAGCUGAACCCCUCAUAGAAAGUGUUCAGAAUUUUUCGGAAGCCGCAAAUAUGCCAUCAUUUUUCAUCUCUUUUAUCUUAGUCCCACUGGCUACUAAUGCUAGGAUAGCAAUUUCAGCAAUCAGCGAGGCACGCAGAAAGAAACCAAGAACCACUUCUUUGACAUUUUCAGAGAUUUAUGGCGGAGUUUUCAUGAACAACAUGCUGGGCUUUUCUGUCCUGCUUUCUCUAAUAUAUUUCCGAGGCCUGACAUGGAUUUUCUCAGCUGAAGUAGUGAUAGUUCUGAUAGUCUCGGCUAUCGUGGGCUUGAUUGCAACUUUCAGCUCCAUCAUCCCGCUCUGGACCUCACUCGUGGCCUAUUUCCUGUAUCCAUUAUCUUUGGUCCUGGUUUAUCUGCUUCACGCAUGAUAUUUGCCCAUCGAACCACACUUGAUUUUGACCCUUGGAGACGGAUGAAUGUUCAUGCGCAUCAUCAAACUGAUUGUACGUGUGAUUAGCUUUAGAUCAGUUAGCUGCGAAGUUACGUGUGAAUUAUGUUUGAAUGCCUUAGUGUAUAUUGUAUAGAUAAGAAAGAUGAUAUAGUGAUAGAGGAAGUAUAACUUAGCCUUUAAAAUAAUUGAUUUUUGUAGAAUGUAUAAAGAUUAUCAAUUUUAUGCAGAAUCCGCAAUUUAACAUGCA